Aspergillus luchuensis is the source of this 1008-nucleotide messenger RNA. RefSeq names its product mitochondrial 54S ribosomal protein mL46 (gene MRPL17). Lineage: Eukaryota; Fungi; Ascomycota; Eurotiomycetes; Eurotiales; Aspergillaceae. The coding region runs from base 1 to 1008 and encodes 335 amino acids. Gene Ontology annotation, molecular function: structural constituent of ribosome. The record is from RefSeq and is a predicted model, not a curated record. Gene Ontology annotation, cellular component: mitochondrial large ribosomal subunit. The transcript is spliced from 3 exons.
AUGUCGUCAGGGUCCAAUGGUGCCAGGCGCGUAGCGUCGCUUUUGCGGCCUGCGAUCUCCGAUCCCAGAGUGUGCAGAAGCUGUCAAGAGACGCUUGUCCGCCGCAGUUACGCCACGGCCUCUACACAGGCUUCCACAGAAACUCCCUCCACCGCCGCAUCAGCCUUCCCCGUCGUGAAGCCCACCCAUACCAUCAAGGCCGGCGUGGUCCUCUCCCGUCCUCCUCAAAUCACCCGCGACCUUACCGACUUCGAGAAGGCGUACUAUUUCUACCAGAAGCGAUUGAACGAGCGUCUCCAGCUACCUUUCACAAAAUACUUCUACUUCAAGCGUGGAACGCCCGCUGACGAGGACUGGAAGCGCAAGAUCCGCGAGCGUCAGACCCCCGCACGCGACAUCGGCAAGUACAACCCGUACUCGAAGGAGGCAUGGAACGAUGAACUCCUCGUUGGAGCCGUCGAGUCGGACCCGGCCCACCAGGUGGAGAUGCUUGUGCAGGAUGCGGAGUCGACGGUCAAUGCCACUUCCCAGGAUACUAGCAAGAAGGAAGAGAUUCCGAGACCUUUCCCCCGGGUGACGGAGGCGGACCAGAAGAACGAUCAGAGAAGCCUCAACCGGGCACUGCAGAGGACUCUUUAUCUCCUUGUGCAGUCCAAGGAUGGUUUCUGGACGUUCCCCAGCUCCCCCAUCGUGGCUGAAGAGACUCUUCGUCAGGCUGCCGAACGUACCCUCGAGCAAGCCGCCGGUGUCAACAUGAACACCUGGAUGGUCGGCUACCACCCCGUGGGCCACUACGUCUACAACUUCCGCAACCCGAGCAAGCUGGCAACCGGCCCCGCAGGCGAGAAGGUCUUCUUCAUGAAGUCGCGCAUCAUGGCCGGCCAGGCCGACCUUUCCGGAAACGCUCAGAACCUGACCGACUUCAAGUGGCUGUCGAAGGACGAGAUUUCGAAGUUCGUGAAGCCGCAGUACUACGCCAGCGUCAAGAACAUGCUGGCCGAUCGGUAA